This is a messenger RNA of Dovyalis caffra, 525 nucleotides long. The record is from the annotation of a GenBank genome assembly. NCBI's taxonomy places the organism in Eukaryota, Viridiplantae, Streptophyta, Magnoliopsida, Malpighiales, Salicaceae.
AUGGAUCCUCCAAAAAAGUCUAACAAGAUCAGUGACAUUGUUCGGCUUCGGCAGAUCCUCAAGAAGUGGAAAAAAGCAGCAAAUGCACCAAAGAACAACAGCAGCAGCAGCAAUGCCUGCAAGAGCAUCAAGUUCAUAAAGAGAACACUUUCCUUCACGGAUUUGUCAUCAUCAUCAGCAUCCUCAAAUGAUGUUGUCCCAAAAGGGUUCCUUGCUGUUUGUGUUGGCAAGGAGCUGAAGAGGUAUACCAUCCCUACAGAGUACUUGGGCCACCAAGCUUUUGGGUUACUAUUGCGAGAAGCAGAAGAGGAGUUUGGGUUUGAACAAGAGGGAGUGUUAAAGAUACCGUGUGAAGUGCCUGUGUUUGAGAAGAUAUUGAAGGCAGUUGAAGAGAAGAAAGAUGUUUACUUGUCGCAUGAGUUAGGGUUUAACGUUAAUGCAGAGACGAUGACCAAGGAGAUGAUUGGUUGUUACUCACCAGAUUGUGAGCUAACACCUUCUCACCAUCCCCAAAUGUGUAGAUGA